UGACUGGAAACCGGAAGUAACAAAAUAAAAGCUGGAGCAGCUCAGACUGUUUGCUUAUGUUGCUUGAAGAUGAAUAAAACCUACUUAACGGUAGCAGUCGGCUCUUGGACAUGAAUCAUUGUGAUAAUAAUAUCUAGGUAAAAUACACAUUUAAGAGAAACUAAAGAGUGUGUUUUUCAUGUCACUUUUGCUUACAUGAGCCUAGUAAAGUUACUAUGAAUAGCCACAAGGGGUCUCUGUUGGACUGGACUGAGCAAACAGUCUGAGCUGCUCCAGCUUUUAUUUGGUUACUUCCGGUCUCCAGUCAUGUGAAUUUGCAUAUUAAGCUAAAUAUUAAGUUUCAACAGUUUCCAGAUUUAACAUUUAAAUUUGGUGUGUGUGUGUAUAUAUAUAUGUAUAUAUAUGUAUGUAUAUAAUAUAUAUAUAUAUGUAUAUAUAUGUAUGUAUAUAAUAUAUAUAUAUGUAUAUAUAUACAUUUAGGAUUUAAAUUUAAGAUUUACAUUUAACAUUUACAUUUAAGAUAUAUAUUAAACAUUCGGAUUUAAGAUAUAAAUUUAGGAUAUAAAUUUAACAUUUACAUUUAAGAUUUAAAUAUUUAAUUCUGGAUUUAAACAUUAAGGUCCAAUACUUGUUAUUUAAAAAUAAAUAUUGAAGUUGCUAAAUAAUGAUUUAAAUGUGCAACAAAAAAAUGACUAAACUUUUUACACCACAUUUUAAACACUGUGUGGCGCUAAAUGUGAGAAAAUGUCGUAAUUUUCAGCAUGAGCUGCUUUACAAACGGCGCCCCAUACUCCUCAACUGCUUGGUUCUGUAAAUAUUACUGAUUAAAUUAAUUUAAGGUGAUGCGUGUCUGUGUUUCGAUUCAAUUUUGAAAACACGAUUUUCAAAUGUUUUUUUUCACGAAUGUUUGUUUUUAAAUAUUCGAGCUGUGUUUGUGGCUCGACAGCGUCGUCGCGUUCAUCAUCAUCAUCCUUCCUAGUCUUUUGUGUCAGAGGAAACUGAAGCGAGCCACGCCCACUUGACCCAAAAACUGCGCCUGAAAGCAGCAAAAUCGUCGGUCGGGAUGGCGGACGGACUAGGAGCCGACCAAAAUGGAACCUGGAGUUCUCCAGCUGUCAACAGCGAAAGUGGACCCGAUCCAGACAGUCCAACGGGCGGUCACGUGGAGUGGUGUAAACAGCUGAUUGCGGCCACGUUAUCCAGUCACAUCUCUGCAAAUUGUGACAUCAACAAGGAUCCUGCGGACGAGAGGCUCCGUUGCCACGGAGACGGAGACUCCGAGCAUCCCUCCUCUGCUUUGAGCUUUCCGAGACCGAAAAUGACGGAAAAAACCAAUGGAGUUCCUCUCCUGCCGGGGGAAAACAUCCAAAUGACGAUGGAGGACGUGACGUACGUUUGUCCCUAUAGCGGUUUGCUGAACGGAACUCUUACCAUCACUGAUUAUAAACUCUACUUCAGCAGCACUGAGUCUCCGUUUGUUCUGGCUGUCAACUUGGGCGUCAUCAGCCGCCUGGAGACAGUAGGCAUCCCAGACGGAGGCGAGAACACUGAGGGACUGGAGCUGGUCUGCAAGGACCUGAGGAGUCUGAAGUUCGCAUACAAGACGGGGAUGGUCGGCACGGAUGUGGCGAGGACUCUGUCGUCGCGAGCUUUCCCGCUGUCCAACGAAAUGACCUUAUUCGCCUUCCGCUACGAGCAACGCUUUCCCGCAGAUGGCUGGAAGGUGUACGACCCACUGGCUGAGUGGCGAAGACAGGGUCUCCCCAAUGAGUCCUGGACUGUCAGCCGCCUGAACGCAUCCUACCAGCUGUGUGACACAUACCCUUCCUUACUGGUCGUCCCCACCAACAUCUCGGAUGAGGACAUUAAGCGGGCGGCGGGCUUCCGGGCCAAGCGCCGCAUUCCGACGCUGUCUUGGAUCCACCCCGAGUCGCAGGCGGCCCUGGUGCGUUGUGGCCAACCUCUGGUGGGCCCGACAGACCGCCGCUGCAAAGAGGACGAGCGCCUCCUUCAGCUUAUCAUGGACGCUAACGCGCAGGCCCACAAGCUCUGCAUCUUCGACGCCAGACAUUACAGCGUCGCGCGGAGCAACAAAGAAAAGGACGGCGGCUACGAAAAUGAAAGCUUUUACACUAAUGUGGAGCUCAGCUUCCUGGAGAUCCCUAACAUCCACGUGAUGCGCGAGUCCCUCAGGAAGUUGAAGGACGUGCUAUACCCCACCAUCGACCAAGCGCACUGGCACUCCAACAUUGAGCGCACCCAUUGGCUGGAGUAUAUAGGGCUCCUGCUAUGCGGAGCAUCCCAGAUAGCUUCCAAGUUGGAGGGCGCGCAGACGUCGGUGGUGGUCCACUGCAGCGACGGUUGGGACAGGACUGCUCAGCUGACGUCUCUGGCCAUGCUCAUGUUGGAUUCCCACUACCGGACGCUUCAAGGUUUCCAGGUUCUGGUGGAGAAGGAAUGGAUCAGCUUCGGACACAAGUUUGCUGCUCGCGUAGGCCACGGCGAAGAUGACCACGGCAACUCUGAGCGCUCUCCUCUCUUCGUUCAAUUCGUGGACUGCGUGUGGCAGAUGACCCGCCAGUUCCCGGCGGCCUUCGAGUUCAAUGAGCUUUUCCUGCUCACACUGCUGGACCACCUAUACAGUUGCCUCUUCGGAACCUUUCUGUGCAACUCUGAAGAGGAGCGUGCCGCCCAGGAAAUCCCGACAAGGACAGCGUCCCUGUGGUCCUACGUCAACAGCCAGUUUGACGAUUUCCGCAACCCUCUCUACGUGAAUGAGCGCCACCGAGCGCUCUACCCUUUGGCUACCCUCCGGCAUCUGGAGCUGUGGACCGCCUACUACGCGCGAUGGAACCCACGCAUGAGACCGCAGGUGCCGCAGCAUCAGACGUUAAAGGAUCUGCUGCUACUGCGGGCCCAACUGGAACGCAGAGUGGACGAGCUGCGCAGAGAGGUUGAGGCAAACUCGCCAAAGUCCUCGCCGGAGCGUGCCAACACUGCUACCACCGCGCUGAGCGCCGUGGUCUGAUUAUUCCAACUUUAAUGUGCAAUAGUUUUAGGUCUCCCACACAUGAAGAACUCAACCUUAGCCCCGUUUUCAACGGAAUUUUCUAAUUACGCUCUCACACCUUAAAAAUAUCACACUCCCACUAUGUCGGAGGGGUUUGUUCUUCCCAGCUAGCAGCGUUACGUCAGUGUAUCAACUCUCAUUUAGAGAACAUUUCCUUAUUUCCUUCCCAGUUCCUUAUAAAAUCACAGAAGAGUGUUAGCCUAGCAACGUGAUCAAGAUCCCGGUAAGUCCUAUUGCUUACAGGACACACUUGCUAAAUGUUGUACGAACUGUUACGGAUUGCUUGAUUGAAACGUCGGUAUUGUAUAUUUUAAAAACCACAGAACAAUUCUGCACUAACUUGGGGUACACUGUCGUGUAAAUCGGGUGUCAAAGAAAAAAUGGAUGUCGAGUGCUGCCAAUGGCACUGGAAGAUGAAGAUUCAGAGCCAGUCCUACCAGUUUGAGUCAAUUGGACAUCUAUCGCUGUCAGUGGAAGCCAAAGAGUUCAUUUUUGGUCACUUACUUUUGGUUUCAGGGCAUUUUGGGGUCUUAGGUAGGGUUGCCACCUUUCAGAAAUUGAAAUACAGGACGCCCCCCUCGUGCCCAAAGCUGUACAGGCAGGAAAAAAAGGGACAUCCACAAAACUCCUAAAAUGCAUAGAAAUGUACCAAUUCAUAUAUAUUCCGUAUUGGUUCAAUACAGAACACAACAUUUAAUUCCCAAUUACAGAUCGUUCCUUAUUUCAAGGGACGGGUGGCACCCCUAGUGAUGGGACUUCCUUGAUCAUUCAUUGGCCAUUGACGGUGCUAGAUAUCAAUUCCAGGGCUUUGUUUUGAUGUUGUUGUCGAGAACAUUCCUAUGAAAGGAUACAACCCCUAGCAAAAAAGUAUGGAAUCGCCAGUCUCGGAUCAGGUUGCAGUCUCUGAGGCAUGGACUUGAUGAGUAUUCUUCAUGAAUUUGGUGCCAACUCUCUUUGAUUGCGGUUGCCAGAUCAUCCUUGCAGGUUGGAGCCUUGCUGUGGACCAUUUUUUUCAAUUUACACUACAGGUUUUCAAUAGGUUUGAGAUCUGGGCUGUUUGCAGGCCAUGACAUUGACUAGAUGAGUCUUUCUCCAAGGAAUGCUUUAACGGUUUUAGCUCUGUGGCA
This is a messenger RNA of Corythoichthys intestinalis (scribbled pipefish), 4197 nucleotides long. It is a transcript of the gene mtmr1a, whose product is annotated as myotubularin related protein 1a. The record is from RefSeq and is a predicted model, not a curated record. The transcript has 16 exons. Gene Ontology annotation, molecular function: phosphatidylinositol-3-phosphate phosphatase activity; phosphatidylinositol-3,5-bisphosphate 3-phosphatase activity. Gene Ontology annotation, biological process: phosphatidylinositol dephosphorylation. Bases 1064 to 3028 code for a protein of 654 amino acids. NCBI's taxonomy places the organism in Eukaryota, Metazoa, Chordata, Actinopteri, Syngnathiformes, Syngnathidae. Gene Ontology annotation, cellular component: cytoplasm; membrane.